This is a messenger RNA of Procambarus clarkii (red swamp crayfish), 836 nucleotides long. Its product is annotated as keratin-associated protein 19-3-like. Lineage: Eukaryota; Metazoa; Arthropoda; Malacostraca; Decapoda; Cambaridae. The record is from RefSeq and is a predicted model, not a curated record.
UCCACACCCUAAAGUCAUGAAAGUCCAGAUCUUGUUGAUGUUGGUCGCCCUCGCUGCCGCGGACCCGAAGGCUGCCCCAAACCCUAAGGCAAAGCCAGGCAUCGGCUUGGGUCUAGGGGCUCUUGGCCCCUUAGGGGGUCUUGGGUACGGCCUCGGAGGUCUUGGAGGACUCGGAGGAAUCGGAUACGGUCUUGGAGGACUAGGAGGAAUCGGACACGGUCUUGGAGGACUCGGAGGAAUCGGAUACGGUCUUGGAGGACUCGGAGGAAUCGGACACGGUCUUGGAGGACUCGGAGGAAUCGGAUACGGUCUGGGAGGUUUUGGAGGCCUCGGCAGUGGCUACGGGAUCGGCUCUGGACUGCCUCUGUACAGCUCCGGCUACCAGAACGGUGGCUACUUCGGCUAGGCAGAGAUUCGCAGCUUGGAGCCGUAUUGCUCUCUAAGGUGACUCUAGUCUGUAUAUGCUCCAAGGUAGCUUCAGUGACCAGAGCAGCAAUGAUACACACUACACACUGGAGCCAACUUGGAACAUAUUCACACUAGAGCAACCUUGGAACAUGCUACAUAUUAGAACCAGCUUGGAAGAGUUAAACACUAGUGGUACUGUGGACACACUAAAAGUGAGCACUGGGUGACGAUAUGGCCUACGGUGAGAACCACUGGCCAUAAGUAGCCGUAAGGGCCACUGAAUGGUGGCCACACCAGCUAGGAACCACUGAACACCGUUACAUAGGACAACAGCCAUAGAGACCCCUUGUAUCUCUGUACCUCUGUGGCUCGGCAAAGAUCUCAUCUACCGUCCUGUUCUUCAGUCAAUAAAUUACUUCAGCAUUCAA